AUGGCCUCGUUCACAGUUGGCGAUUAUCUCGCCGAGAGGCUCGCCCAGAUCGGCAUCCGCCAUCACUUCAUCGUGCCUGGGGACUACAACCUCAUCCUCCUAGACAAGCUGGAUGCGCACCCACUCUUGACCGAGAUUGGCUGCGCAAACGAGCUCAACUGCUCUCUAGCAGCCGAGGGCUAUGCCCGUGCCCAAGGCGUCGCCGCAUGCAUCGUCACAUACAGCGUGGGUGCCUUCUCGGCCUUCAAUGGCAUCGGGAGCGCUUAUGCAGAGAACCUGCCUGUCAUCUUCGUCAGCGGAGCUCCCAACACCAACGACGUGGGCCGUCGCCUCCUCCACCACACGCUGGGGGAGUACGAUGUGGGUUACCAGCUGGAAAUGGCCAAGGCCAUCACCUGCAGCGCCAUAGCCGUGCGCACUGCUGCUCAGGCGCCCGAGGCCAUUGACCGCACCAUACGGAUGGCCCUCUUGAAGCGGAAGCCGGCGUAUCUCGAACUGCCCACAAACCUAUCCGGAGAGCCCUGUGCCCGGGCCGGCCCUGUCAGUGCCAUCCUUGAGCCGACGCCGAGCGACGGGCCGACUGUGGAUGCGGCCAUAGCCAAGGCAUCCGAGCAUCUGGCCACGGUGAAGAAGCCCGUCAUUCUCGUCGGACCCAAGGUGCGAAGAGCCGGCGCCGAGAAGGAGCUGCUCUCCCUGGCAGAGGCUAUCGGGUGUGCCGUCGUUGUCCAGCCAGCAGCGAAGGGCUCGUUCCCUGAGGACCAUCCCCAGUUUGCGGGCACAUUCUGGGGCCAGGUCAGCACGCUCGCGGCCGACGCUAUAGUCAACUGGGCAGACAUGCUCAUAUGCGUCGGCACCGUCUUCACCGACUACAGCACCGUCGGAUGGACGGCUCUGCCCAGCGUCCCGCAACUGAUAACUGAUAUCGACAGCGCAUCCACAACUGACCCGGUUUCCUACUUCAGCCGUGUCAGAAUGUGUGACUUUUUGUCUAGGCUGGCCGAGGUGGUUAGACGGAACGACUGCACCAUGGCAGAGUAUAACCGGCUGCGCCCUGACUCACCCUUGACGUAUCGGCCCAACGGACAUGGCAAACUCACUAGGAGGGAGCUCGAGAAGCAGACUCAGACCCUCCUGACACCGAAUACGACAGUCUUUGCUGACACCGGUGACUCAUGGUUCAAUGGCAUCCAGUUACGCCUCCCGACGGGGACAGACUUUGAGAUUGAGAUGCAAUGGGGCCACAUAGGCUGGACUAUUCCCGCAUCGUUUGGCUACGCUGUGGCGAAGCCCGAAAGGAGAAUCGUGGUCAUGGUCGGCGACGGCGCCUUUCAGAUGACAGUCCAGGAGGUCUCGCAGAUGGUGCGGUUCCGCAUGCCCAUCAUUAUGCUCCUGAUGAACAACAGAGGCUACACGAUCGAGGUUGAGAUCCACGAUGGGCUAUACAACCGACUCCAGAACUGGGACUAUGCGCGCAUGAUACAGGCGUUCAACUCUAGCGAGGGCGGGGGGCGAGCUCUUGGUCUCAAGGCCCAGACCAUCGAGGAGCUGUCUUGA
Messenger RNA from Fusarium falciforme, 1554 nucleotides. RefSeq names its product Pyruvate decarboxylase. The record is from RefSeq and is a predicted model, not a curated record. Gene Ontology annotation, molecular function: thiamine pyrophosphate binding; magnesium ion binding; carboxy-lyase activity. NCBI's taxonomy places the organism in Eukaryota, Fungi, Ascomycota, Sordariomycetes, Hypocreales, Nectriaceae. The transcript has a single exon. The coding region runs from base 1 to 1554 and encodes 517 amino acids.